UUUUUGGGAUAACCAAGGCAAAAGUGCAGUAUCUCCAAGCUAGCCUAAAGUUUUCUGGAACUCCACCAGUAGAUAAGAGAGGCAAACAUCAUAAUCGUCCGAACAAAUUGAAAACUCGAGUAUUGAAUGAUAUUAAAGAACACUUAAAAUCUUUUAAGGGACGCUCCAGCCACUACAGUAACAAAAAAACCUCAAAAAUUUAUCUUCCAGAAGAAUUUAAUAUCAGGAAGGUAUACACACUUUUCGUAGAGAAGUAUCCACAUCAUAAGCUGUCCUAUGAGGCAUAUAGAGCAGAAUUCAAGAAAUACAAAAUUUCUUUCGGCUACCCAAGGUCGGACACUUGUAGCACAUGUGAUAAAAUGAAUGCUGAAUUGAACUCUCUAGCUAAACAAGAGAGCACACCAGAAAUCAAGCAACAAAUUAAAGAUUUGGAAACAGCAAAGAAAUUACAUCUCACCAAAGCUGGAGUUUUCUAUGCGAGAAAGAAAAAUAAAAAAAUAAAAGCAAGAAAUGAUCGUGACUUUGAAGCAAUUGCAGUUGAUUAUCAAAAAAACAUUUCAUUACCAAACAUUACAACGAAUGAUGUCUACUAUAAAAGACAACUGUCUAUGUACACCUUCAACAUACAUGUUUUAUCAACUGGACAAUCAUAUUUUUACUGCUAUCCAGAGACUUCUGCAAAGAAGGGAUCGAAUGAAGUAAUGUCAUUUCUUCAUCAUUUUAUAAUCAAUUACCUAGAUAAAAGAGUAAAACAGCUCAGCAUCUUUUGUGACUCAGCAGGUGGACAAAAUAAAAAUUACAAUUUGAUAAAAUGGCUUCAUUUUAUAACAAACAAAAGUAACUUGCUGAAUCGGGUGGAUAUCACAUUUCCCAUUAGAGGCCACUCCUAUAUGGAAUGCGAUAAGAACUUUGGAAUUAUAAAAUUGAAAACCAAAAUGGAAAUGCCACGUGAUUUUUAUGAACUCAUCGCAAAUGCACGGGCAAAACCCAGCCCUUUUCAAGUGAUAAAUGUUGAAGAGGAUCCACGGAUUGUCAGAGAUUGGGCUGAAUUUCUUAAAGACCCAAUCUACAAGAAAAUGUGUCCUUUUAAAAUACAGGAAAUCCGGGAACUGUAUUGCUUAUCUGAAAAAUCAUAUAUUUACCAUCGCAGCAAUUAUAAUGGCCUGUACUCAAAGGGAAUAAUUAUUGCUGCAAAAAAGAAAGGUCAGCCUCAGAAUACUCAAGUCACUCAAACACCAUGUCAAGGCGGGGAAUUCUAUUUGCCAAAUGCUGCAUAUGAAGGGCCCAUAGCAAUAUCAAAGGAAAAGUACAGUGAUCUCCAAGGCUUGAAGAAAUUUUGUUCACAAGAAGCACAAGUUUUUUAUACUAAUCUGCCACAUUUAACCUAACUUCUUAGGUUUAAUUUAAAGAGAAUUCAAUAAUAAAAUCAAUUACUUAAAUAAUACUAAAAAUCUUUAUUUAAAACAAGCUAUUUUAACCUACAGUGGCUGGAGCCUCCCUAAAAUUAGCAAAAACAAGGAAUGUCAUUGACAUUCAUUUUUCUUGCACAUCCCUGUGCGACUUUGCUAUAGUUUUGUAAAGCUUUCUAUGAAUUUGAUGUUAUAUUUUGCUUAAUUUUUAGUCUAGUGAUGAAACAUAUAAUU
Aricia agestis (brown argus) is the source of this 1643-nucleotide messenger RNA. RefSeq lists its product as uncharacterized. Lineage: Eukaryota; Metazoa; Arthropoda; Insecta; Lepidoptera; Lycaenidae. Bases 360 to 1388 code for a protein of 342 amino acids. The record is from RefSeq and is a predicted model, not a curated record. The transcript is spliced from 2 exons.